Messenger RNA from Tupaia belangeri chinensis (Chinese tree shrew), 1840 nucleotides. RefSeq names its product ceramide synthase 2 (gene CERS2). The transcript has 11 exons. The record is from RefSeq and is a predicted model, not a curated record. Gene Ontology annotation, biological process: ceramide biosynthetic process. NCBI's taxonomy places the organism in Eukaryota, Metazoa, Chordata, Mammalia, Scandentia, Tupaiidae. Gene Ontology annotation, molecular function: DNA binding; sphingosine N-acyltransferase activity. Gene Ontology annotation, cellular component: membrane. Bases 131 to 1273 code for a protein of 380 amino acids.
AUGCCCUAUAGCAAAAAUAAAAGAAUAGUUCUUGGCCAGACUCCGUGGUGGGCAGGACUACAGUGGAGCACCCCACUCGGCUGACUGCGUUCAGAGCUCCGGCCCGGUGGUCAGCCUGGACCGUGCGGGGAUGCUCCAGACCUUGUAUGAUUACUUCUGGUGGGAGCGGCUGUGGCUGCCCGUGAACCUAACCUGGGCUGAUCUAGAAGACCGAGAUGGACGUGUCUACGCCAAAGCCUCGGACCUCUACAUCACGCUACCCCUGGCCUUGCUCUUCCUCGUCAUCCGAUACUUCUUCGAGCUCUACGUGGCCACACCGCUGGCCGCUCUCCUCAACGUGAAGGAGAAGACUCGGCUGCGCGCACCUCCCAACGCCACCUUGGAGCACUUCUACCUGACCAGUGGCAAGCAGCCCAAGCAGGCCGAGGUAGAGCGCUUGUCCCGGCAGAGCGGGCUCUCCAGCCGCCAGGUAGAGCGCUGGUUCCGCCGCCGCCGCAACCAUGACCGGCCCAGUCUCCUCAAGAAGUUUCGAGAAGCCAGCUGGAGAUUCACUUUUUACCUGAUUGCCUUCAUUGCUGGCAUGGCCGUCAUUGUGGAUAAACCCUGGUUCUAUGACAUGAAGAAGGUUUGGGAGGGCUAUCCCAUUCAGAGCAUCAUCCCGUCCCAGUACUGGUACUACAUGAUUGAACUGUCCUUCUACUGGUCUCUGCUCUUCAGCAUCGCCUCUGACGUCAAGAGGAAGGACUUCAAGGAACAGAUCAUCCACCACGUGGCCACCAUCAUCCUCAUCAGCUUCUCCUGGUUUGCCAAUUACGUCCGAGCGGGAACUCUCAUCAUGGCUCUGCAUGACUCUUCCGACUACCUGCUGGAGUCAGCCAAGAUGUUUAACUAUGCGGGAUGGAAAAACACCUGCAACAACAUCUUCAUCGUCUUCGCCGUUGUUUUCAUCAUCACCCGACUGGUCAUCCUGCCCUUCUGGAUCCUGCACUGCACCCUGGUGUACCCCCUGGAGCUCUAUCCGGCCUUCUUUGGCUAUUACUUCUUCAACUCCAUGAUGGGAGUGCUACAGCUGCUGCACAUCUUCUGGGCCUACCUCAUUCUGCGCAUGGCCCACAAGUUCAUAACUGGAAAGCUGGUGGAGGAUGAACGCAGUGACCGGGAAGAAACAGAGAGCUCAGAGGGGGAGGAGACUGCUGCUGGGGGAGGAGCAAAGAGCCGGCCCUUAGCCAACGGUCACCCCAUCCUCAAUAACAACCAUCAUAAGAAUGACUGAACCAUUGUCCCAGCUGCCUCCCAGAUUAACGCAGCAAGCCAAGGAACCACCCCACCCACCGUAUAGGGUCACUUUAAGCGCUGGGGAGAUAGGAGAAAGCUUCUCUAGAAGCUUUCUAGAAUUUGCUUCUCUGUCACCCAGUUGCCUUUAAACCAAAUUCUAACUGGCCUAUCCCCAGGUAGUGGGGAGGUUGGUUAUGUCCUUUGUCAGAGGGGGAAUGGUCUAACUUUCCUCUCUAUCCUCAAAGUUAUUUCUGUUGCUUUUGAGACCCUGCCUCAGUCCCAGCAGUGGGGGUUAAAACUCACAUUCCUUAUUCUUCAGAAUCUGGCCCUCACUGCUUGCCUUCGACUCCCUGGCCCUCAGAGCCGGGGCCGUGCCUUACUGUCCUAUCUGUGGGCCUCACUCUGCCAAAGCCGGACCAAGGCUCACCUUCUAAGCUCCCUAACUUGGGCCAGAAACCAAAGCUGAGCUUUUAACUUUUUCCCUCCUAAGACACAGAUGAAUUGAGUGUAGGAGGGUACACAUGACCCCUACCCUACCUCUGCCACAAGGUCGAGGCUGUCCUGG